Molecule: messenger RNA, 614 nt
Organism: Penaeus monodon (black tiger shrimp)
Lineage: Eukaryota; Metazoa; Arthropoda; Malacostraca; Decapoda; Penaeidae
Exons: 3
Coding region: 230-538 (102 amino acids)
Cellular component (GO): chitin-based extracellular matrix
Molecular function (GO): structural constituent of chitin-based larval cuticle
Source: RefSeq, a predicted model, not a curated record
UCUCUCGAUUACCGAAGGUCUUCACUCUGGCAAACAAAGUGGGUGGGGCCUCCUAAUUCUUUUUUUAUUUGUGUGUGUUUUUUUUUUUAACAGGUUGUGCUAUGACGAAACCUGCUACAUGCGGCGGCGUAGGUAAGUAUAUAUAAAGAGCCUUCGUUGGCUGACUGAAGUACCAACGAGCUCUUCAAACGACCAGCUUCGCCACCGUAAAAUUUAUACAACAGUAGCCAUGAAGGUCCAGCUCCUCCUCGUCCUUGUGGGUCUCGCCGCCUUCGCCUUCGCCCGUCCUGGCGUCCUGGAUUUCGAGGGCGACGACCACGAGCACGAGCAGGAGGGAGAACCAGGGAGAUCCGUCGAGGGAGAGUACAGCUGGACGUCUCCCGAAGGCGAGGAGUUCUUCGUGAAAUACGUGGCUGACGAAGACGGCUACAGGGUGGUGGAGUCCAACGCCGUCCCCCGCACUCACGACGGCGUGGCAGCAGACGGAAACCAAGGGUCUUUUGAUGACGAGGAAGAAGGAGAAGGCGAUGAAGAAUAGAAAGGAGAUUGUGUGUUGGAGAGUUGGAAUACGAAAAGCGUUUUCACCCAGUAUCGAAAAGGAAAAGGAAAAAAAA